AUGUUCGUCCCGAGAGCUCUUAGGCUCAAAGGCUUCCAUGAAACCAAACGCCCCAAAGCUGUCAAGACUACUCCCAAGGUACCAGAAGAUGGCGGUAACAAUCAGGAGGAUGGGCUCAUCAAGGCCAUGCAGGAGACAAGCACCACUUCUCCAGCGCCCGAGCCUAUGCAAACCGACCCUGAGCCCGUGGCGCGCGGUCCAAGAUUCACGACUAGGCCUAUCACACCCGAGUACUUAGGUCAACUUGCUGCUGGUAUCGAAUUGAUCUUCACCGACUAUGCGCAUCAGGAAGAGGAGCGGGCACGCUGGCUGAAGGAGCGCUACAGGGCAGUGGAUGGCAAAGAGCAGUUCGUCCACCUGGUAGCCAUCCUCGACCACCCUUACAUAUCAAAAUUAAAGCCUGCGGCCACUCAAAAGCUCCUCCUCGAAGCCCUUGAAAGAUACCCCUCGGAGAUACUUGAAGUAUCAAGCAACUGCUACUACAUUCGACGUAAGCCCGCAACGUAUCCGCCCAAGUUUCUGCCUGAAAACUCGUUCGAAGAGAUUGAUGAUAAUGGUCUCGCCUUCUGGGACCAGCGGACCAUAUAUAUCGAGCCCCAUUUGCGUAACAUAUGUCCAACUCCAGCGAAAGUUGCCCACUGGCUCAAAGAGCACGGGCAAUUGCGCGACAAGUGGUUGCCUAUACAGGCAGUACACACGCUAUGGAACAGUUGCGCUUUUGUUGUGUUGAGUGGAAGUGUUAUGCACGAAGACAUAUGGCGCAAAUGGAGAGAAGCCGACGUGCCAGGAGACUGGAAAAUUAUGACCAAGGUUGAACACACAAAGCGCACCGCCGAGUACGUGGCUUUGCUCGAGCAGCAAAAUCCUCGGGGGAUGCGUAGGAACAUAGGCAGCGUCAGUGACCUUCCAGCAAUUGCACGACCGGCAGUGCUGCCGAUGGACACGAAGACGGUCUCAACCAACACAGAACCUUCUGAGAAGCCCACGGGCAAGAAGAAGCGCAAAAGAAAGAAAAAGUCGAAGAAGGCUGGAGAUGCUAAUGAGAUUGACAGAUCUGAUGCCAGCGACGGUGCAGCCGAGGAUCCAGAGGACAACGAGCCGAGCCGCAAGCGCCAAGCUUGA
This is a messenger RNA of Plenodomus lingam JN3, 1122 nucleotides long. RefSeq lists its product as uncharacterized. NCBI's taxonomy places the organism in Eukaryota, Fungi, Ascomycota, Dothideomycetes, Pleosporales, Leptosphaeriaceae. The record is from RefSeq and is a predicted model, not a curated record.